UGAACCUCCAAUAAUUACCGGAGUGGGAAGGCUUAUGAGAGAUGCGUCAAAGAGCCGCAGGGAGGCCAUCAGCGCAGGCUUGCUGGUCACGAGGGAAUCCUGGCUCUAAAAUCCUGAACGGGACGGCUUUUUGGCCUGGAGACAGUAAGGAUGCAACAGCACCCAGAAAGGAUGUCUCAGGCUCCAGAGGCUGAAAGCAAUGAGAUGGCAGAGCUCAGGCCAGAGGCCCAGUUCCUCACCACAAGUCGCAGCAGUCAUAAAAUUGAUUGUAUCAUCUGCUAUUGCUCCUAUGAUCUGUCAGCCCAUUUGCCUCGCCGCCUCUACUGUGGCCACACUUUCUGUCAGACCUGCAUCAGGCGCCUUAACACAGUCGCUAAUGAGCAGUGGUGGAUUCCGUGUCCGCAGUGCCGUCAAAACACACCUACCCCUCGUGGAGGAGUGACCAUGCUUGAUUUGGACUUGACAGCCUUCUUAGCGGUCAAGUCUGAGAAGGAACAUCCUCGGGUGGUGGGAAAGAUAGAAUAUGAGCAGGCCUCAAAAGUACCUACUAAGGAGAAGCCAAUCACACAGCAGCCCCUGGGCCUUUGCCAGGAGACACUGCCACAGCCAUACUUUCCACAGAAUAACUGCUGUGGCCACUGCCUUUGCUGUGUCACCACCACAGCUGCUUUUCAGGGCUGACUGAGUUUUUGAUUUGAGUAGCAGGGGCUGGUCCCCCAUGAAGCUUAGAACAAGAGCCAUUUUAGGUCUUCAACAAAGUAUGUGGCAACCUUGGCCUUUUCAGCCUUCUUGAAGAAAAUACCUUGCUUUGAUUGGUUUCCAACCUCAUUUACUGAUUGGCUGAGGGCUGUAUAUAAACCUUCCUGGGCCAGGUCAAACCACAUUCAUGAACAUUCAGUUGGUGAUGACAGAUAGUAGCUUACAAGUAUGCCAAUGUUCUGUUAGGCCAGUCAUCUUCCAUCCAUUGCAUGUCUUUUUGUGGUCUUCUGUGGAUGUUGACAUUGAUUACUGCCUGAUUUAUCCACAUAAUUAUUCUAAUCUUCAACUAAGCUUGAUAACGAAUCCCAUAAUGACAAUGGACAGUGAGGCACUGAUGUUUGCUGGGAAAACACAUGUGAUGAGCCUAGUUCCUAGCUUCAAGUUAUGCAACAUGUUCCAACUUCUGAAGUGAAAUUAAUAUUGACAUGGGGAUUUUUCGGUGGGGUGAAGAAAGAUGAAGAGAAUAGGUUGGUUUUUGCAGAUUCUUUUGCUGCUUGGAGGGGUCCCAAAUUUCUGUGUUUCUUGAUACCACCACAUUUGUGCCCUGCCAGGUAUACAUCCUUUUAUGUUCUGCUAAAUUGAAGAAGGGAUGUGCAAAAUUUGAGAAGUCAGGAGGGGAGGACAUAGACCUUGUAAAGAGUUAUGAAAUGUGUACGUGUGUAAAAUCAGAAAAGAAGGGGGGAAGAAGAAAAGUUCUUUGUGUUGUGAAGUCUGUUGAAUAGUUGGCCAUGUACCUAAUCAUAAUGUAGAUUAAAUAUUAAUUUUGAUAAAGCAUGGGAGGCAGCUGAACGGUACUGGAAGUUCAAUUGUGGCUGAACUAUGUACUUGGUACUUUAAUUUCCUCAUGUCAUUCCACUUUGAACAGGGCAAGUGAAACUAAUUAAUCCCAAUCUAAAAUGUCUGAAGGAUUUCACUCAUGCAGUCAAGUAGCUUUUGACAAAUGUAAUCAACCUAUCAACAAAAAUGCUUAAUAUGCAUACAUAUUGACAUACAUAACAUUUCUGUUCCAGAAAUCUUGAGUCAUUGUGACUCUCUUUCUUAAUUAAAUGUG
Sphaerodactylus townsendi is the source of this 1810-nucleotide messenger RNA. RefSeq names its product ring finger protein 224 (gene RNF224). Lineage: Eukaryota; Metazoa; Chordata; Lepidosauria; Squamata; Sphaerodactylidae. The transcript is spliced from 2 exons. The record is from RefSeq and is a predicted model, not a curated record. Bases 151 to 681 code for a protein of 176 amino acids.